AGGUUGUGUUGAUUACAUAAUCCGCCAUUGCAUUGGUGUGGUGGCGGGGCGAAGUUGUUUGGAAGCAAUUUCUAUCGAAAUUCCACCUACCUACUUCACCCAAACAUGGAAUUGAGCAAGAUAGCCAACAAUUUAGUUAAGUGUGUGGCAACAGGGCAAUUAGUGAAAGUUGAAAGUCUCUGGGAAAAGCAGACCACUGUGGUUGCCUUUCUGCGAAGGUUCGGAUGACAGUUGUGCCGGCUGUGGGCUACGGAACUUAGUUCUUUGAAGCCCCAGCUGGAAGCACACAAUGUCAAACUCUGCGCCGUUGGUCUGGAAGAGCUCGGACUUACUGAGUUUCAAGAAGGGAAUUUCUUCAAUGGAGAACUUUUUAUUGAUACUGAAAAGAAAUGCUACAAAGACUUGGGCUUCAAGAAGUACAAUGCCCUGAGUGUAUUUGGAGGUCUAAUGGCAAAAGUAACUAGAGAUGCUUUAUCAAAGAGCAAUGCAAAGGGUAUCAAGGGGAACAUGAAAGGGGAUGGAAUGCAAACUGGUGGCAUGCUGAUUGUAACCCAGGGAGGAGAUAAAAUCUUACUGUCCCAUCAGCAGUCUUCCCCUGGUGACCAUGUGGCCAAUGCUACCAUUUUAAAUGCACUUGGCAUAAGCGAGGCAAGUGGUGGAGCAGGGCCUUCAGCCCAACCUGCAAUGGAGUGUUCAGAGGAUGCAUGCUCGCUACCAACAGAUAGUAAACCAAAGAUGGAAUGCAAUGAAGAUGCUUGCUCUAUGCCAAAUAACUAGGGUUAUAAUGUAUGAAAAAAAGCUUUCACCACCAAUGUUUGUGUGUAGAUCAUUUUUAAAGGUGGUGAAUUCAUAGCAAGCUGAACUUCCUCAGUCUAACAAAUUUCUUAAAGCUGUACAGUAAUCUUGUACAUAUCACCUGUUAACCACAGGGCCACAGCAGGGGGAGGCACACCACCUCUCCCUAAUGAGUCUGAAACUAUAUAAUGUUAGUCAACACAGUUGCUCCCCCUCUAUGUGUAUUCAAGACACAAUGUUCCAGCACUGUAACAUCCAUGCCUUUUAUCUGUAACCCUCUUUGGACAACUAUCCCAUACAUAUACUGCUCAUUCAUACUAUUAAACAGGACGGUAGAUUCUUCUGAGAUCGCAUGAUAACCAAAGUAGUAUGUAGGAAUAUAACAUAUACAGAACCACACGAAGAUAGUGAUUUAAUGCUAAGGUACUUUUUCUUAUAAGCUUAUGAUGCCAGUGCAGAAAGCCUACUUGGUAAAGCACAGGUUGAUGAGGGAGUUUCUCAGAAUUUGAGACCUGCUUACGGAAUUGUAUCAAUAUAGGUCAUUAUCUGAAUAAAGUGGUUUUGUGUCAAUAAAA
Molecule: messenger RNA, 1370 nt
Organism: Nematostella vectensis (starlet sea anemone)
Lineage: Eukaryota; Metazoa; Cnidaria; Anthozoa; Actiniaria; Edwardsiidae
Product: prostamide/prostaglandin F synthase-like
Exons: 5
Source: RefSeq, a predicted model, not a curated record